Frankliniella occidentalis (western flower thrips) is the source of this 3885-nucleotide messenger RNA. RefSeq names its product ubiquitin carboxyl-terminal hydrolase 8. The record is from RefSeq and is a predicted model, not a curated record. Lineage: Eukaryota; Metazoa; Arthropoda; Insecta; Thysanoptera; Thripidae. The coding region runs from base 321 to 3026 and encodes 901 amino acids. The transcript has 19 exons. Gene Ontology annotation, molecular function: cysteine-type deubiquitinase activity. Gene Ontology annotation, biological process: protein deubiquitination.
CAUGUGCCAGUGCGUGCAAACAGUGACUUCUGAACGCGUAAUUUCUCAAACGCGUUGGUCUGACAGCCGAGCAGGCCGAGGGAGUUCUCCCCAGAGCUAUGUAAUCUAUCAUGGCAGCCGCAGGAUCUUCUCCUUGAAAGUGGAUUGUUUUCACUAUUCUCUCGGCUAUUAUCGUCCGAAUCUCGGCGUAACUUCUUUCCUAUCUGAAUGUCGGACCCCGGCGGCCUGUCGUUUCUGAUUACAGUGGACGGCAGAGUCCCUUGCCAUUUCGGCAGGUGCAGGCUGUCAAGACGUUAAUGUAAACAAAUUUGAGCUUCAACAUGCCAGCGCCUACUUUGAAACCUCUCAUCAGAGGGAAGUGCCUCCAGGAUCUAAAACCCUUAUAUGAUGCAGAUUUUUCCAAGAGAAAUGUUUCACAAUUAUUGAAAUCGGCCCCUAAAAUUUUAGAAGCAGCAAAAGAUAAUGAAAAAAGAGGAAAUCAAGAAGAUAGCUUCAUUCAUUUUAUGAAAUACUUAAGUCUAGUAGGAUAUAUUAUAAACUCAGAUGAGUAUAAGAAAAGGAAAACUGAAAUCGAUGUACUAAAGCGUAAUAUGAUCUAUGCCAUGGAUUCGGCAGAGAAAUUGAGUAAGAGUUUGAAAGAAAGAUAUGAACAAGAAAAGGCGAAAACAGAAGCAGUUAUUCUAAAAGAAAAAAAGGAGGAUACAAAAGAAAAGCCUUCAUUCAGUCAGCCUAAUGAUGUACUCAUUCCUGAAACAAAUUUGGAAAAGUCUCGGGUUAGUCUUACAAGUAUGGAGCUCUACGUAAUUCUGCAAGAGAAACUUUCUAAUGUUCUUAUCCUGGAUGCAAGAAGUAAGAAUGAGUUUCUUGAAUCCCACAUUAAAUUUGACUGUUGUAUCAGUGUACCUGAAGAAAUUUUGGGUUCAAUAUGUAGUGCUCGCAAGCUUGCAGAAAAGCUACCAUCCGAUUCAAGAGAAAGGUGGAUUAAACGUCUCGAAGUAGAGUAUCUUGUCUUGAUGGACCUGUCCUCAAGUGCCACUAAUCUACAAUCAAACUCGCCUUUGCAUCGUCUCCAAACAAUUAUUUUGCAGUGGGAUCCUCAUGAAAAAUACAAAAGUAAGCCACUUAUUCUUGAUGGUGGUUUUCGUGAGUGGUUGAACCAUUACCCAAUGUUUAGUACCAAUUCAAAUCCAAAACUACCACUUGAGGAUUUUGACGACCAUUUACAUAUUGAUGAUGUUGUUUACCCUGAAUUAGCUGAUGAAACACCUCAGUUCUCUAGAACAACUAAACCAGCCGUCAAGGAAAUUGGUGUCUCUGAUGGUUUGGCUGAUGAGAAAGGAGUCCAGCUGUUCCCAAAUGGUAAAGAUAUUUCUACAAUCGAAAUCAAAGUUGAGGCUAAGGAAGAUCCGUCUCAAAUCCCUGUAAACGAAAUUUCAUCUGGGACUAAUUUGAAAAAUCAGUCAGUCAACUCAUUCAACAUUCCAAAUGUUGAUCGUAGCAGCAAGUUUGCUGCUUUAAAGACAUACAAUGAACUAGGAAAUUCAAAAAGUCGCAAUGACAUCCCUAACAAGGACAGAAAUACUUUGUUUCUUAAUGAAAAGAACCUACUUAUGAAUGAGGAGAACGAUAUUUUGAAGAAACAGGAUGAUGAAUUUGGAGGGGAAAAGGGUGUAGAUAAUGUACCUCCUAAAUCAUCUGGCUUAUCUUCUAUUACAGGUGACAUUAAAAGUAUUGGGGAAAGCGAAAGGCAGAGUUUAAGCAAAUUGAGAGGAAAUCCAAGCACUCCUACAGCUGCCAAGAACAUUGACUUGUCUGUACCUACAUCUAGCUCUGGUUUAAAAAGGUCCAGGUCAUCUCCUAAUAUUGCUCAGGCUGUUCAAGAUUCUGAGCCAAAAGCUCCACUCCCUCAUUUUGACCGAAACUCCAAGCCAGUAAUCCAGAAACCACAAAAUUUAGAAUUCAUAAAUCGCCAAAGAAAUUUCCAAGAAGUCUAUGGCAAUGUUAAACAAGGAUUAACUGGACUGAGGAACCUUGGAAAUUCAUGUUACAUGAACUCUAUUUUGCAAUGCAUCAGUAAUAUAAGUGUCCUUAGCAAUUACUUCUGUAGCGGUAAAUAUAAAGAAGACAUGAAUCGAAGCCCUUCUAAUCCCACACGAGGGGAAGUAGCUGACGAGGUUGCCCAUGUUAUUCGCAACCUGUGGAUGGGGCAGUACCGCUCCAUAGCAUGCCGAGAUUUUAAGCGUGUGGUUGGAAAGCACAUGGACCAGUUUCGUGGCUGUGGGCAACAAGAUGCCCACGAAUUUCUUACUUUUCUUAUGGAUUGGCUUCACAAUGACCUGAAAAUGCUGAAGGAGGACCAUGUUAAAGAGAUUUCUAACUCAUUAGCUGGAUCUAAUAAAAGUAGCAAUGUGGAUGCCUUAACAGGUGGUCUCAAUGCUUGGAAGGAUUUUAGAAGUAAGCAUGAGUCAUUUAUGCUUGCUGCUUUCUUUAUUCAACAAGUCUCUACUGUACAGUGCUGCAUUUGUGGGGCAAAAUCUAUGAAUUUUGAAGAGCCAACAUCCAAUCUCACCCUCCUAUUGCCCAGUACUCAAAAAUGCACUUUGUCGGAAUGUUUAAGAUUAUAUAUAACCAAGGAAAAGAUAUCUGGAUACAAAUGUGAAUCUUGUCAUGGGUUGCAUGAUGCAGAAAAAUCUGUAGAUUUAUGCCGCCUACCCCCUAUUCUUAUUAUUCACCUCAAAAGAUUCUAUGCAAGUGGGUUCUACCAAAAACGUCAAACUUUUGUUGACUUUCCUCUGGAAAACUUAGACAUGAGAGACUACACUCCCAAUGUUCACCAGACUAAUACUAUCUACAAUCUUUGUGGUGUGUCAAAUCAUUAUGGUACUCUUGAAGGAGGACAUUACACAGCAUAUUGCAAGAAUGGAGGAAAAUGGUAUAAAUAUGAUGACCAAGAUGUGUCUGAAAUCUCACGUUCAAGUGUAAAAACACAAAAUGCGUACAUUUUAUUUUAUGAAGCUGUGAACUAACAUAAACAGUAUGCUUAUCAUCCUGAAUAUGUAUGUGAUGGUUUUUGUGUAGACUCUCAGUGACUGUACUGUUCAAAUGAUAUGAAAAAAUAUAUAGAGAAACUCCUGAAUUGUGUCAGCUAUGUAAGGACAGGUGUACAUUUUAUUUUUUUAAAGGUGCUGCAGUGGUUAUGUACAUUAUUAAUUGGGAGUAUGUAGUCACAGCACCCCAACACAAAUUUUAAAAUCUUUAUUAAUUGUUUUAUUUUCAAUGACUUUUAAUGUUUUUCUUUGUAAUAUUUGUUUUUCCUUUGAAAGGAAAGGAUUCUUACUUUUACAGAGAAAGCAAUUAGAUUUGCAUUUCAAUUAUCUAUUGUAUCUAUAUCAUUCUAUCUUUAUUAUCCAACAAUCACUGUUGUGAGAAAAUUAAUUUAAUGUGUUAUUGUCUGUGAUUCUCAACUCAUUCAAGUAUGGGAGAAAUGUCAUCAGUGAUAAAUUGCGACACUGCUCUCAAAAGAUUUAUCAUGUUGAUCCUGAAGAAAACAGAAACAAUUUUGUUCUCUCUGAUUCUCUCUGAAAUUUACCUUAACAUUCAAUCCAGUAGUCUGAAUAUUAUGUGCACCACUCAGGUCAUAGGUUUGGUCAGUAGUAGUGUCACAAAAUGCUCCUUGAUUUGAUGCGGUUUCAAUGACCACAUUGAUUUCAUACAUGUACCCUUUUUAUUUGCCAUAAGUGGAAUUUUUGAAUUUUCCCAAUACUAUGUGAUAUCUGUUACAUUUAUUUACAACAUAAUUAUUAUGUUCAUAUAAAACUAUAUGUAACAACAAUUUAUCUAAGCAGCUGUUAUGAAUUUCUGUUUAAUAAAGAAAACAAAAUGCUA